This is a messenger RNA of Vigna radiata var. radiata (mung bean), 460 nucleotides long. Its product is annotated as mediator of RNA polymerase II transcription subunit 15a-like. NCBI's taxonomy places the organism in Eukaryota, Viridiplantae, Streptophyta, Magnoliopsida, Fabales, Fabaceae. Gene Ontology annotation, molecular function: chromatin DNA binding; transcription coactivator activity. Gene Ontology annotation, biological process: regulation of DNA-templated transcription. The record is from RefSeq and is a predicted model, not a curated record. The coding region runs from base 67 to 360 and encodes 97 amino acids. The transcript has 5 exons.
CAGUCAGAUUGUAACACAGCUUCUACGUCCGGAAUCUCACGAAAAUCGCCACCACCGUCAGCUAAUAUGGAUACCAGUGAUUGGAGAGGUGAGUUGCAGCAAAAAUCACGCCAAAGAAUUGUCGACAAAAUAAUGGACACUUUAAAAAGACAUGUUUCUGUUUCUGGGCCAGAGGAAUUGCAUGAACUUCAACAGCUUGCUCAACGGUUUGAAGAGAAGAUUUUUACUGCUGCAACAAGUCAGUCUGAUUAUCUACGAAAAUUAUCUUCAAAGCUGCUUAUCAUGGAGAAUAAAUCUCAGGGCAGCAUGGCCAAUGCUCCAAAUCAAGAUGAUGUUGCAGAUGGUGUUGAGGCAUGGUAAAUUCGAGAGGUGACGGUGGACAAACUUGAUAUUUUUAUUUAAAGUUAUUGCAUUUGAAUUUUGUAAGACAAUGUAUUUUGAGUUAUUUUAUUUUGUUUGG